CUCUCCAUUGGCUGCGGUGGCAGUGAACGUCUCAUCUUGUCAUCAAUCGCUCAAUAGCUGUUUGAAAGGCGAAAAGCCAAUGGAUUAUGUUGUUUUCUUUGGCACCGGGGAGUCGGCGAUAGUCUGAAUUGUCAUGUCGGGCUGCGGCAAGCAGGGUGGGAAGGCGCGGGCCAAGGCCAAGUCUCGCUCCUCGCGGGCCGGGCUGCAGUUCCCGGUGUGCCGGGUUACUCCGAAAGGUAAUUAUGUCGAGCGGGUCGGGGCCGGGGCCGGGGCCCCGGUCUACCUGGCGGCCGUGCUGGAGUACCUGACGGCCGAGAUCCUGGAGCUGGCGGGCAGCGCGGCGCGAGACAACAAGAAGACGCGCAUCAUUCCCCGCCACCUGCAGCUGGCCAUCCGCAACGACGAGGAGCUCAACAAGCUGCUGGGCAAAGUGACGAUCGCGCAGGGCGGCGUCCUGCCCAACAUCCAGGCCGUGCUGCUGCCCAAGAAGAUCGAGAGCCACAAGGCCAAGGCCAAGUAAACCCAGCGCUGAAGGCAGAGUUGGUCACGGAAAAGUUACCCCAAAGGCUCUUUUCAGAGUCACUUAUACUUCAAAAAAAGCGGGGGGGGGGGUGGUGUCGAUUAUCGAGGGAGAUCAACUUGGGGAGGGGUGUUUUAAUAUUUAUCUAUUUAAUUUGCAUGUUCUCUUUUGACGCGUUUCGUGUUAGUAUGAAUAACUACACACCAAAGCCUGUAAUUUCUCUCGUUUCACACAAUACGGAAAUUAAAAGAGAGGAAAGUGGGUGUUUUUCCUUUCUGCUGUUAAGGAGACUAGGGCCACAGCACAUUCUAUAAACUACCGAAUGGAUCUUGAGUCAGCUGUUCCAAGUCCCUGAACUUAAUUGCCUCCACAAUUAAACAUUAACA
Molecule: messenger RNA, 906 nt
Organism: Alligator sinensis (Chinese alligator)
Lineage: Eukaryota; Metazoa; Chordata; Crocodylia; Alligatoridae
Product: histone H2A-IV-like
Exons: 1
Coding region: 134-520 (128 amino acids)
Cellular component (GO): nucleosome
Molecular function (GO): DNA binding; structural constituent of chromatin; protein heterodimerization activity
Source: RefSeq, a predicted model, not a curated record